Messenger RNA from Colletotrichum acutatum, 944 nucleotides. RefSeq lists its product as uncharacterized. Bases 297 to 944 code for a protein of 215 amino acids. The transcript is spliced from 2 exons. The record is from RefSeq and is a predicted model, not a curated record. Lineage: Eukaryota; Fungi; Ascomycota; Sordariomycetes; Glomerellales; Glomerellaceae.
GAUAAAACUAUAGGGAAAGUGCCUCCCUGUACCACCCGGGAACCCUGUUGCUUGCCGGGCAGCACUUGGACAUUGAGCUUUUUGUGUGAUGCGAGAGUUGUCGUGUGAGGCGAAAGCACCAGAUUUAUCCCGAAGGCGAAGUAACGUAACCAAUGCCUCAAAGAGGAUAAUAAGCAAGACUUUUUUUCCAAGCGUAAAGUUGACGAUUAUCGAGCCUCACAUAAAUAGUAACCAGCACUGCAGCCCUCGAUCUUGACUAAUUUCGCAAAAGGAGGUGUUUCAAACAAGCUACGACGAUGGCUCUCGGAGAAACUAUGAACGAGCAAGAAAGAUUCUUCCUGGAGAAACUCGCCGCAGCGUCCGGGUACCCAGAUUCCCUUUUCUACCAAGACGAGCGACGAGCGGCGCGAAAGGCACGCGCCGAGCAUUAUGCCGAGAGGAAACAUCAAGUCUUUGACGAGGAUCUGGGGAGACGGAAGGGUAACCCGUUGAUCAUCAUUGACUUUGGCACGGGCGGGUCUGCGUCUCCGGCCGAGGCGGCGGGCGAUAUAGAAAUCGACGAGGUUUCCAGUGAGGAGAGGAGUGGAAAGAAGGCCAACUUACACAUCAUACGCAACAUUGAGAAGUUACGAAACAAGCUGUGCUGGCCGGAUCCGAAGCAAGGCACGUGGGAGCCCGGGUACCUCAAGAAGGACCCUCCCCUACGAGUGAUAGCGCAUGUGGCCUACCUCGCUGCUGCUAAACCUCAGCGAAGACGUGCUGCUGGAGAUCCUAACCUACCACCAGAUUCCGGCUCACUUCCUGACCUUCGUCACCAGCGGUGGCGACUCUUGGAGCUUCGCCAGCAGCAUGAGCUUCGCGGGCUUCAAAGGCUGUACGAAGACCCUCUCGGACCCUGGUCAACAGCAGCCCACCAGCUUGGCGGUGCUGGGUCGCAGUGGUAG